GGGAACUGUGUUUACACACUGCUACAGGUCGACAACCAAUCUACAGAAACCACCUUCUUCAUCCUCAAAUCAUACACACACACACACACAAUAAAAACAACCAAUCAAAUCUCCAAUUUUCACCUUCAAAAUCACCAUCUGAUCAACAAACUCACCAGUAAUCACAACUCAAAAGCACAUCGCACACAGUUAUCAGCAAUGACGGAUGCUUCAACUGACGCUAACGACAUCGAAAAGCUUUACGUAUACGGCGAACGCCUCAGCGAAGCCAAAGACAAGUCUCAGAAUGUGGAGGAUUACAAUAGUAUAAUUGAGGCUGCGAGAAGUUCGAGUAUUAAGGCGAGACAGUUAGCAGCUCAGUUGAUUCCUAGGUUUUUUAAGUUUUUUCUUGGAUUAUCUGGACCUGCAGUUGAUGCUCAUCUGGAUUUGUGUGAAGCAGAAGAGCUUGGGAUUCGGGUUCAAGCGAUUCGUGGCCUUCCUCUUUUCUGUAAGGAUACACCGGAGCAUAUUUCCAAGAUUGUUGACAUUCUUGCACAACUUCUCAUAGCUGAAGAAAACGUGGAGCGUGAUGCAGUGCAUAAAGCUCUUUUGUCCUUGUUAAGGCAAGAUGUAAAAGCAUCCUUAACGGCAUUAUUUAAGCACAUUGAGAGCGUUGAUGAGCCAGUUACAGAUGAUAAUCUUCGUGAGAGGACCCUGAUCUUUAUCAGGGACAAGGUGUUCCCUUUGAAAUCUGAGCUCUUGAAGCCACAGGAGCAAAUGGAAAGGCAUAUUACUGAUUUAAUUAAAAAAAGUUUACAAGAUGUCACAGGAGCAGAGUUCAAGAUGUUCAUGGAUUUUUUAAAAAGCUUGAGCAUAUUUGGAGCAAAAGCUCCCACCGAGCGUGUGCAAGAGCUCGUUGAAAUCAUCGAAGGCCAAGCUGAUCUUGAUGCACAAUUCAGUGUUUCAGAUGGGGACCAUGUUGAUCGAUUAAUAUCAUGCCUAUAUAUGGCUCUCCCGUUUUUUAUCAGGGGUGCUUCAAGUAGCAAGUUCCUCAAUUAUUUAAACAAGCACAUUCUCCCUGUUUUCGAUAAGCUUCCUGAAGAACGUAAAGUAGACCUGCUUAAGAAUCUUGCUGAGAGUUCACCAUAUGCAGCACCUCAAGACUCGAGGCAGAUUCUUCCUUCUGUCGUUCAGCUCUUAAAAAAGUAUAUGCCUCAAAAGAAAACAGGGGAAGAGAUGAACUUCACAUACGUGGAGUGCAUGUUAUACACGUUCCACCAUUUAGCUAACAAGGCCCCAAAUGCCACUAAUAGUUUAUGCGGUUAUAAAAUAGUGACUGGUCAACCAUCAGACAGGCUCGGGGAGGACUUUACCGAGCUUUACAAAGAUUUUACAGAAAGGUUAAACUGUGUUGAAGACCUCACUAAAGCUACCAUGAAGAAACUAACACAAGGAAUGGGUCAGCAAAAUAAGACAACGGGUACUGCUAUAUCUGAUGAAGAAAAGGCUAAAAUUCUUUAUGAUAUGCAGAAAAUCCAAAAGCAGAAUGCCACAACGGGGUUGCGCACUUGCAAUAACAUUUUGGCAAUGACACAGCCAUUGCAUACAAAAUCACCUUUAUUUAUUGGAGACAAAAGAAUUAAUCUAUCCUGGAAUGAAGCAGUUAAAAGUGUAGCUCCAGCAAACACAGCCGGGGCAAAACGACCUGCCAAUGCCAUAAAGGGUCCGAGCAACCAACCACACAAAAGGGGCCGUGGAGGCAGCAAUCAGCUUGUCGACAGGGCUUUUGAAGGCCUAUCAUAUGGCGGGAGAGGUGGUUCAAGGGGAGGAGGAGGUCAAGGCAGGGGUCGGGGUAGGCAGGGUCGGGGAAGAGGCUAUUAUCGUUAACUUCUACUUCCAAAUGUUGGAUAAGAUCGAUUGCUAGUCGGGCUGCAUUGGAUGCUAUAGGGGACUUUACACACCUGAACUCCAAAAUGCGGAAGCUAAUCUAGAUUUACACACCUGAAUUCGACAUUUUUGAUGUCUUAAUUUUUGAGUUUCAGAUUUUGUAUUUCCGUUGUAUACGUACCGUCAGAAAUUGUUAUUGGAUCUAUGGUCUGAGCCCUGUAGUUUAAUGUGUAUGGUUUUGUGCCCAUUUUUUUUU
Helianthus annuus (common sunflower) is the source of this 2122-nucleotide messenger RNA. RefSeq names its product apoptosis inhibitor 5-like protein API5. Gene Ontology annotation, biological process: regulation of programmed cell death. The record is from RefSeq and is a predicted model, not a curated record. Gene Ontology annotation, cellular component: nucleus. The transcript has 16 exons. Gene Ontology annotation, molecular function: mRNA binding. Lineage: Eukaryota; Viridiplantae; Streptophyta; Magnoliopsida; Asterales; Asteraceae. Bases 199 to 1866 code for a protein of 555 amino acids.